Messenger RNA from Ostrinia furnacalis (Asian corn borer), 1068 nucleotides. RefSeq names its product RNA polymerase II subunit M (gene Polr2M). Gene Ontology annotation, molecular function: transcription elongation factor activity. Bases 115 to 1065 code for a protein of 316 amino acids. Gene Ontology annotation, biological process: transcription elongation by RNA polymerase II. The transcript has a single exon. The record is from RefSeq and is a predicted model, not a curated record. NCBI's taxonomy places the organism in Eukaryota, Metazoa, Arthropoda, Insecta, Lepidoptera, Crambidae. Gene Ontology annotation, cellular component: nucleus.
ACGAAAUUGCACGAAAUUGUGUUUUUGUUUGUUAUCUUACAAAUUACAAUUCUUGAGUUUUAAUUAUACUCAAAUUGAAAUUAUUUAUGUUAUUUCUUUAGUCAUAGAAGUGAAAUGGCUGUUAUUCCAACUAUGAAAAAAAUUAACACAAAAAUCCCUGGAAUUUUACCGCCUCCGCCAAAAACUGAAAUCGACGGUAAAAUCUCUGAUCUUUCGUCAAAAACAAUUCCAGAAUUAAUAGAACUCCAGUCUCGACAAGCUAAACUAUUGUGCAAUAAGUCUUUUGUUUCCAAACUGCCAGACAAAGGCGCUAAAAUACAGGCUUUCCAUGACAAAAUUGCUAGUACACUAAAGGAAAAACAAGAGGAAGAACAAACAUGUCGUUUAUUUAGUGAUAUGAAGCUGGACAAUCGUACUGUUCAAGAGUUUGAAUGGAAGGGCAAAUUAGACGCAAAUAGGAACACUUAUCUAGAUUCAGAUGAUGACAGUGAACCUGAAGAUGUUUUGCAAAUACUCAGCCAAAGCACAGCCCAUGAAAAGAAGGUGAAAGUGAUAGAGCCAAUGGAGCCAAGUAUAACAACUGAGGAUCUUGUUAAAAUAGGAGAAAUCCCACAUGUGAGGUAUAUUGUUGAAAAGACAGAGCACAAGCCUGAAUCAAAAAAGGCAACAGGAAACUUCAAGCCGUUCAAAACCACUGUAUCAGAUGUGCACAACCCAGAAAAGGAGAUUCUUAGGAAAAAGCACAAACACUGGGAGGUGACUGCAGCCACGCCUCCACCUUCCAUCCAUGGUCCGGCAAAGUUGCUGGCUUUGGAAGAGUCUUUAAAACUGCAAAAGGAGUAUAAUGUACACUUGAAGGAAGUUGAGGCCCAACAUGCUGCUGAGAAGUUAUUGGCCCGGACUGGAAUCAAAAUGCCCGUUCUGCCGAAAGAUACAACAACCUUUGGAUCAUACAGAGACGCAAACAGCGAUGAUUCGGAAGAGUCUGAUGAGGAGGGCAGUGAUAAAGAGGUGCAUGAUGAGGAACCUGAAAGAGGCGGAGUUGUUUUUACAGUCAUGAAGUAAUUU